This is a messenger RNA of Penicilliopsis zonata CBS 506.65, 1816 nucleotides long. RefSeq lists its product as hypothetical. The coding region runs from base 309 to 1730 and encodes 473 amino acids. Gene Ontology annotation, cellular component: extracellular region; cell surface. Lineage: Eukaryota; Fungi; Ascomycota; Eurotiomycetes; Eurotiales; Aspergillaceae. The record is from RefSeq and is a predicted model, not a curated record. The transcript has 4 exons. Gene Ontology annotation, biological process: glucan catabolic process. Gene Ontology annotation, molecular function: beta-glucosidase activity.
GACUCCCUUCCCAGUGAGCAGAAACACAGCCACGUCACUUGUGCCGGCGAGAUUCCGAACAGAAAUGGGCCGUUGUCUCAUCAGGCUAAAUGCCUUCUACAAGGCUGACAAUUUUCCGCGACUGAGAUCGAAGAGAGAGAGCUCAUACCCCGCUGAUAUUUACCCGAAGUCCCGGUUUCUGGGCUUGAGAAAGACAGUAUUUAAAUGCAGAGGGAUGUGUCUUUCUUAGUCUGUCAUACACCAGCAGUCAGUCAGGAGACCCUGUUGGUUAAAGAUACAUAGAUCCAGUUCCCAGUGCUACACACAUCAUGGCAACGGGUAUUCUCAAAGUUCAGGGCGACAAGAUCGUGGAUGGGAAUGGAGACACGAUUGUUCUGCGUGGAGCAGCCAUCGGAGGCUGGAUGAACAUGGAGAACUUCAUCACCGGAUACCCGGGCCACGAGUCACAACACCGCGCGUCGAUGUGUGAGGUGCUAGGCAAGGAAAAGUACGAGUUCUUCUUCGACAGGUGGCUGGAGUACUUCUUCACAGACGCCGAUGCCAAGUUCUUCGCAGAUCUGGAGUUGAACUGCAUCCGGAUCCCGUUCAACUUCCGUCACUUUGAAGAUGAUAUGAACCCGCGAGUGCUGAAGGAGUCUGGGUUCAAGCACCUUGACCGGGUGGUUGAGAUUUGCGCCAAACACAAGAUCUAUACUAUUCUCGACAUGCACACCGCUCCAGGUGGUCAGAACCCGGACUGGCACUCGGACAACCCGACCAACUACGCGGCAUUCUGGGAGUACAAAGACCACCAGGAUCGCACCGUCUGGCUGUGGAAGCAGAUUGCAGCUCGGUACAAGGGGAACCCCUGGGUUGCUGGGUACAACCCGCUCAAUGAACCCUGCGACCCGCAACACGUGCGCUUGCCGGCUUUCUACGAGCGGGUUGAAAAGGAGAUCCGGGAGGUUGACCCCGAUCAUAUUCUCUGGCUGGAUGGAAACACGUUUGCUAUGGAGUGGAGAGGGUUCGACAAAGUUUUGCCCAACUGUGUCUACUCCAUCCACGACUAUGCGGCAAUGGGAUUCCCCUUUGGAGAAAGAUACACAGGGACAGAGACGCAAAAGGCGACUCUCGAGCGGCAGUACCUCCGCAAAGUCGAUUUCAUGAACGAGCACAAGACGCCGAUCUGGAACGGCGAGUUUGGCCCCGUGUACGCCAACCCGCAGAUCGACGGGGACGCCGCCUCGAUCAACCAGGAGCGGUACAACCUGCUGGGCGAGCAGCUGCGGAUCUACGACAAGUACCAGAUCUCCUGGUCCAUCUGGCUGUACAAGGACGUCGGCCUGCAGGGGAUGCUGCACACGAGCCCGCACAGCAAAUGGAACCAAACCAUCCAGUCCUUCCUGGAGAAGAAGAAUCUGCUCUGGCUCGACGCGUGGGGUCGCCGGCCCUCCGAGGGUCCCAAGGCGGCCCUGAAACCACUCAUCGAAUGGAUCGAUAAAGUCAACCCCAUUGCAGGGCGCGAAACCUAUCCCACUCCCUGGAACACGGAGCGCCAUCUGCUCCGCGCCGUCUUCCAGACUUUCCUCGCUGCCUCGUUUUCUGACGACUUUGCUGAGCUCUUCCGUGGAAUGGACGAGGCGGACCUCGACGCCCUCGCGCACAGCUUCCAUUUUGAUGAGUGCGUGCAGCGGGAGGGGCUGAAUGAGAUUCUUAGACAGCAUGCGCACCUCUCAAGAGAGAGCAACUAGCUAGCUAGGUAAACUUUCUUCUGCUCGACUUUCACUUAUAUAGUAGAUAAUUCAUUCAUUCUUAGACGCGAGUGCCCUAGUAUGCU